AUGGGGGGAAUCCAGUCCGUUGGUGGAGCGGCCACGAGCGGUCACGGCUUCACUGGGAAGCAAGUCUCUGGGGCGCUGGCCGCUGCUGCUGACGCUCAACGGAAGAGCCAUCGUGAGCGUUUAAAGGCAGAAGAAGAUUUACCCCGUGCAGUGCGGCGCACCGUGAGCGGUGUCAUCCAGACGCUGGACGAAAUUGGAAGGGAGAAGUACCAGGAGAAACGUGUGCUGCAGUUUCAAGUACCCGAUAGUGAAGGGAAUAUGGGGACUGUGACUGUGCAUGAGUAUGCUCCAGAAGUUUUUCGUUUCUUAAGGCAGUUGGAUGGUCUGGGUGAGGAUAUGUUUGCUGAUGAGUGGACGUUGCCUGAAGAUCGGCUUGCCCUGGAGCUUGGUGAGGGACGCUCCAUGGCGCUUUUUCUUAAGUCCAAAUCGAUGGAUCUUAUGUGUAAAACAAUAGCGGAGGAGGAGGUGAAUGUUUUGCUGAAAUUGCUGCCGCAGUACACGGAACACCUCUCACGGAACACCAACACAUUGCUGAUGCGGUUUUCUAUGCUUCUUAGGAUUGAGGCUGGCGCCGAAGUGGGUUUUAUUCUUUGCUUUGGGGACGUCUUUGCGCCGUGUCGCACAUUGAACGAGAAAUGGGACCUGAAGGGCCGUAUACCCAAACCCGGCAAAUAUCAACAUUUCCCAAAGCUCAUCCAACGCCCGUACGAGCCCAACCCGUAUCUCAUUGAGACCCCGCGUGACACCAUUGAGCUUCCCGAGCUGGUUGGGUCGCAGGAGGAACGUGUGGUGGUUGUUGAGGCGGCCGACAAGGACAAAUUGGCAACUCGGAAAGACAAGGACCUUACGCGUCUUUUCUGGCUGGAGCGGCACGAGCGGAAUAAGCUGAUUCGGGUCCUUAUGAAGGAUUACGAAUUUUUAGGCAACGCGGGAAUGAUGGAUUACUCUCUUCUCAUUGGUGUGGCGUACAACGAGACAAAAGUGUCGCGCAGCGGCAAACUUGUACGUAGUAUGCGUAUGACGUAUCCAAUGGGUAGUGAGCGUGACGCGGAUCUUGCGGAGGUACGUCCCGCCUCCUUACCGCGGCGCUGUCCCACACCUCAUGAUUUUAGAGCAGGCAUUACUAGUUUACAAGACCAGGAAAUUUAUUACAUUGGGAUAAUAGAUAUGUUGACAAAAUACACAUGGAAGAAGAAGACGGCUAAUUUUUUUAAGAAAUUCUUGUGGAAGCCCGAGACACUUUCAACCAUUCCACCCGUAGAAUACAGAAAGCGCAUUUCAAAGUACACCAAAAUUAUAUUCCCGGAUGUUAAUGCGACAGAUAACACCACUAAGCCGAGUUGCUGA
This is a messenger RNA of Trypanosoma cruzi, 1347 nucleotides long. RefSeq names its product phosphatidylinositol-4-phosphate 5-kinase, putative. Gene Ontology annotation, biological process: phosphatidylinositol metabolic process. The record is from RefSeq and is a predicted model, not a curated record. The transcript has a single exon. Bases 1 to 1347 code for a protein of 448 amino acids. Gene Ontology annotation, molecular function: phosphatidylinositol kinase activity. Lineage: Eukaryota; Euglenozoa; Kinetoplastea; Trypanosomatida; Trypanosomatidae.